This is a messenger RNA of Chenopodium quinoa (quinoa), 1324 nucleotides long. RefSeq lists its product as uncharacterized. Bases 565 to 1014 code for a protein of 149 amino acids. Gene Ontology annotation, biological process: mitochondrial respiratory chain complex III assembly. Lineage: Eukaryota; Viridiplantae; Streptophyta; Magnoliopsida; Caryophyllales; Amaranthaceae. The transcript is spliced from 4 exons. The record is from RefSeq and is a predicted model, not a curated record.
CUUUUUGUUAAAACAGAUCCUACAGCUAAAAGGCUCUGUUUUACCACUUUCCUCCAAAUUCUCAAACCGACAAACCCUAACUCCUCUAAAAGGCUCGCACAACCCAGACGCCACUGCCCCGCUGCCCGCACGUAGAUCGGCGACCGCCUCACCGUUCCCGGCGCUCCGCACGCCAGAACCCAGAUCGGAGUCCAGGCCCUCCACCGUGUCACCGUGAGCUGUUGCGGAUUUGCGCCUUUGCGGCCUUGCGUUGCCCACUUUGCCGGUUUCCUUUAAGGCUUUAAUUAAGUCGAUUAGAAGGGGAUAAUCAGUGCUCGGUGCUCCACUGCUCCGUCAUCCACUCAUCCAUAUUUCGUGGCUCUGUAGAUCUGACCCAUUUUAACUGGGGCGAGUCAAGGCUUUUAAUGAGGCUCCAACCAUUAUUCUAAUUGUCAAUUGUCAAUAAGAAAAAAAAAAACCUGGAUGAACGUACCUCUCUCUCAGUUCUCCAUUGAAGCGCACUUGACGUUCUCCAUUGAAGCGCCUUCUAAUACUUGUAUUCCCCAUUGAAGCAGCUUCUGAGGUAUGAUCAUUAACUUGCAAAAGCACCAUAUUGUCACGACACACAUUGCCCGAAGAGCAACCUUUUGGCAGAGAUUACAUAAUGGUCCAGACACUAUAGAGGAGCUGAUUGACCGGCAUUUGGUGAAAGAGAAACCAUCAUAUGACGAUGAUGAAAAUGAGCUCUUAAAUCGGCAACGACUCACCAGCACUCGACGUGAGGCAUUGGGUCUGUACAGAGAUAUACUCCGUGCCACACGGUUCUUCAUGUGGCCUGACUCUCGAGGGGUGUUGUGGCGAGAUAUUCUUAGAGAAAAUGCUCGUAAAGAAUUUGAAGAGGCUCGAUUUGAGAAAGAUCCUGAAGUAAUAACUCGGUUGUUGAUUGGUGGAAGAGAUGCUGUUCAAGCUGCUCUCGACAAGCUUGCUGAGAAACAGAGAGAUCAAAUAGAGAAGGAUCAAAGUGGCAGAAGCUAACUAUGUUGAACUUUAAACCAUGUAUGUAUGGAAUAUGAAUCGUGAAUUUGUAUUGAGUUGUAUUAGCUGCCAUAAUGUAGAAUUGUGCAUACUGUUACCCAGCUGAAUUCUAUAUUAGUAAAUUUUUUCUCUUGAGAUGAGAACUACACAACUACACUUGCCCACCCAUAUUUCUCUGUACAAUUUCGUUUGUAUAAAAUCAUGUGAAAUUGGCUUUGGACAAGUUAGUGGGAAUGGAGGGACUUUUAUUAUCUCUCAAACCAAGGUCGGUAUCAAAAUAAUAUAGUGUAAGGUUUGAAAUUUUUAAGCU